Molecule: messenger RNA, 1090 nt
Organism: Camellia sinensis
Lineage: Eukaryota; Viridiplantae; Streptophyta; Magnoliopsida; Ericales; Theaceae
Source: RefSeq, a predicted model, not a curated record
CCAAAGUAACGACCAAAAAAAUUGGUCGCGGAUAACUUUUGGCGACCAAAAAUUGACUUUUAGCGACCAAUUUUUUUGUUGCCAAAAGUGUUAAUUCUUGUAGUGUUCACUAUUUGGUCUGUAUUAGGUUUGGUUAGCUUUUUCUUGGGUGAGGUUGUUUUUGGUGUUUGUGGUUAGUACUUUUGGUUGUUUAUUGCUGUUUGCAGGUACAUUGCUAAGACAUUGUAAGUGAUGAUGAUGAUGAUGAAGAUGUUACUCCUGAAAAUAACGGCACCGUGGAGUAGCCAAAACUUUUAGGUCUUCAUCCCGGAUUAAAUGAGAAGAUUUUCCUUGUUUUGAUUUGACAUUAAUUACGUGAAAAUGAAUCUUUAUCAUCUUCAGAAGCUUAUUACUUUUUUUAAUGUAUGUAAUGGAAUUCUUUUUAUCUUUCAGAUUCUCUUGAAGAAUGGUCCUUAUGGGUUCCAGCUUGGUGAGGACAGGAAGGGAUACUUGCCUAAAAGAGCUUCUGUUUCCCAAGUGACUGGUUGGGUGGUUGAAUACCAAGAUAAUCUGGUAAGCCUUGGUGUUGAUGAGACCUUAGCUCAAGUUUGUUCCGAGAGUGGUGCAAUGGAUUCCCUUAUGAAUGCAUAUGUUGAAAGAAUGAAAGCUACAACAAGGAAAUGGUACUUGAAUAUCCCUGAGGCUGAUAAAGUACAACUACCAAAGAAAACAAAUGAUGGAAAGCUAUAUACACCUGCUGCUCGUGAAAAUAGCAUUGAUGUCAUGCUGUACAGAAUUGCUUUGUCCAUUAUUCAGAUGGAUGAACUCGUGCACGAAGCUAAAUUGUACAUGACUGAUUGGUGCUAUAAGAAUUUUUGGAAGUAUUAUAUAUUUUUGAAUAGAUGUGUAUGGAAAGUAUUUCGGUAGACUAGUAGUUAUAUUUUUGGAUAGACUAGUAGUUAUAUUUUUGAAUGGGUGUAUAUGGAAAAUAUUUGGGUAGACUAGUUAUAUUUUUUGAUAGAUGCGCAUGGAUAAAAAUUUAAAUUGGAGGAAUAUGUACUUUGGAAUUACUCGUGGAUGGAAACUUAUAAUAGUUGUUGACUUUUAUUAA